Messenger RNA from Microstroma glucosiphilum, 833 nucleotides. RefSeq lists its product as hypothetical. The transcript has a single exon. The record is from RefSeq and is a predicted model, not a curated record. NCBI's taxonomy places the organism in Eukaryota, Fungi, Basidiomycota, Exobasidiomycetes, Microstromatales, Microstromataceae. Bases 174 to 638 code for a protein of 154 amino acids.
CUUCGUACCACAUCCUCGCUCCCAUCUGGCCACCAUGGCUUCUGUACACCAACCCACCACCCCACUCCAAAGUCCUAGACUCCUCCCCAGAGGAGCCGGCACCCACUAACACAGAGCAUUGACCAGAGCCCGCACCGACCCCUGUCAUCGAGGACCAGGCCACUCCAUCAGGAAUGGUCCAACCGGGCCAGACGAUCAUUAUUACUGCCCUAGACACAGUGGCGAGCAAGCACAACAAAGACCGUGUAGGCAUAGGCGGGUGCAAACGUAUCCUCUCUAUACUCACCACCCUGGCCGAGGAACUGGCAGACCCGCCGGCAGACACAGUAGGGCAAGAGCCACAAAGGGCACGACUUAUACACUCGAUACUCGCACCACCAGCCGACACGACAGGACCCGGGGACUGUACAGCAUGCCAACAGGGGAUUCAAACGGCUGCAGACCUAGGUCCAGGCUGGAUCAGUCCACCUGCCAGCGCUUUGGACACACCGCCGAAAACUGUAGAGCCAGCGGUGCACUUUGCCGUACGUGCAGUCUAUCACAUCACGCAAAGGGUCACCCUCCCUGCCAAGAGUGCGCCAAGGACACGACGCCACGAGAAGAAGGAGAACAGCGAGCUGCAUGCACGCACUUCAUAAGGUGUGCCAACUGCGGAGGCUCACACCCAGCCAACCACAAGGACUGCGACGCCCCUACGAGGUACCUUAUACAGCCGCUCCCAGGCACAAGAGUCACAGCUUGCUUUACAUCUUCACGGCAAACUCAAGGGCAUAAGGGAGGGUGCUGAUUGGUUUCGGACUUAGCGGUGGGAUCGUGGCAAACUUGCCGUGAGA